UCGAAAUAUAUAUCUGAGGAGCAGCGCAAUACAUAAUCUAGCCUCACGGUGAACAUCACGUUAUGUGAUUCCUGACUUUAUUUAGCAUUACAACUAAAGAUAACACAAUCACAUCUGACCGUUACGUUGAGUGAAUUUGUACCAGGCGUUUUCGGCCUCUGCGGCGAAAGUGCGGAGGGGUUGUGAUGACAUAUAUAGGUUGACCGAAGCAACGAACAUCAACUCCGCCCCCUCCUUCAUCUCCUUCCCUCUUCCUACUCCCCAUUCGACCCCCACGAUGUCGAGCACCGUCCAAAUAACCUCAAAGGAGCAAUUCAGCUCCCUCCUGACAAAGUCUCGCUUUGUUGUAGCAGACUUCUACGCAGACUGGUGCGGACCAUGCCACGCCAUCGCCCCUGCCUACGAGCAGCUGGCAUCGCAGCUGUCGCGCCCGAACCGAAUCACCUUCACCAAGAUCAACGUUGAUCAGCAGCAGGACAUCGCCAAGGCCUACGGAGUGACAGCCAUGCCCACAUUCAUCGUCUUCGAACGCGGCCGCCCAACCUCAACCGUCAAAGGCGCCGACCCCAAGAAACUCUCCGAAGUAGUCCGCAAACUCGCCUCAGAAGCCAGCAAACCUGACGACGCCGAGGGCGCAAGCGAGGGAAGCUCAGGCGCAGCGUGGAUCGGCGCGGCAGCUCCGAAGGGCUACACCGAUAUCACGGACCAGUACGACCCGAAGGGCCUGGAGCUGCUGAACCGGGACAGCGAGUUCGGGACGGCGAAAACGCUGUUCGACGCGUCGAAGCCGUCGGCGCUGAACAAUGGCAAGGCCAAGGCUGCCGAUUGGGUCGAGAGCGACACCGACGAACAGCUGAUGCUCUUUGUUCCGUUCCAGUCGACGCUGAAGGUGCAUUCGCUGCAGGUGACUUCGCUUCCGCCUGCAGACGGCGACGACGAUGAAGUGCCUAUGCGUCCGCAGACGAUUCAUCUCUACACGAACCGGUCGCAUGUGCUUGGGUUCGAUGAGGCGGAUGAUAUCCCUCCUGUGCAGAUGGUGUCUCUCCAGCCGGAGGAUUGGGAUGCGAAGACGGGCACGGCUAAAAUUGAUUUGCGGUUUGUAAAGUUCCAGAGGGUUACGUCGCUGGUUAUGUUCUUUGUGGAUGGGGAUGGGGACAGUGACAAGCUGCGCGUUGAUCGUAUUCGCAUUUUCGGCGAGGCGGGCGAGAAGAGAGAGAUGGGUAAAUUGGAGAAGAUCGGCGAUGAGCCCGGCGAGUAAUUUAUCGAUAGAGAGCAUUCUGGUGAUUUACAUUGAAUACCUUAGACAGGGACAGGAUUACGAUUGACUAGUAUUGAGUACAAUUCAAAUUUGAAAUUUCCAUUUCCCAUUUCCCAUUUUUCAUUUUUCUUUU
Aspergillus alliaceus is the source of this 1391-nucleotide messenger RNA. RefSeq names its product thioredoxin-like protein 1. The transcript has 3 exons. The record is from RefSeq and is a predicted model, not a curated record. Bases 278 to 1258 code for a protein of 326 amino acids. Lineage: Eukaryota; Fungi; Ascomycota; Eurotiomycetes; Eurotiales; Aspergillaceae.